AUGGCGUCUGCAUUGGAGCAAUUCGUGAACAAUGUCCAACAGCUCUCAGCUCAAGGGCAAAUGACUCAGCUUUGUGAACUGAUCAACAAGAGUGGGGAACCCCUUGCAAAGAACCUAUCCCACUUGGACACUGUGCUGGGUGCUCUGGAUGAAUAAGAGCACUCCUUGGGCGUCCUCACUGUGUUGUUUAUGAAGUUUUCUAUGCCCAGUGUUCCUGACUUCGAAACAUUAUUCUCACAGUUUCAGCUUUUCAUCAGUACUUGUAAUGGAGAGCACAUUCGAUAUGCAACAGACACUUUUGCUGGGCUUUGCCAUCAGCUAACAAAUGCCCUUGUGGAAAGAAAACAGCCCCUGCGAGGAAUCGGCGUCCUUAAGCAAGCCAUAGACAAGAUGCAGAUGAACACAAACCAGCUGGCCUCCAUACACGCUGACCUCUGCCAGCUUUGCUUGCUAGCAAAAUGCUUUAAGCCUGCCCUUCCGUAUCUUGACAUGGAUAUGAUGGAUAUCUGUAAAGAGAAUGGAGUCUAUGAUGCAAAGCACUUUUUAUGUUACUAUUAUUAUGGAGGGAUGAUCUACACCAGGCUGAAGAACUUUGAGAGAGCUCUCUACUUUUAUGAACAGAGACGCCCAAAGGAUUCUACCCGGAAACGAGGGAUUGGGGAUCCCGCCAGGGAUCCCUCUCCCCCGCGCCUGGAGCCGCCCCCCGUUUCAAAGCCCCUCGGGGCGGCGGCGGCCGUGAACACUCACCGAGUCCGGCGCUGGGCGGGACCGCUGGGGACUAGGACGGCGGCUCCGCCUCGGUUCCGCGGCGGCGUCUCGGCCCGCCACACGCCCUCAGGGCCGCCGCCCGGCCCGCGGCUGCGAGCCCCGCGGCGGCGGCGGCGGCCUCGCCUCCAUGGCGAGGAGAAGCUGCUGAGGGGCGACUGGGCGGGCGGCGGUGAUGGCGGCAGCGGCCCGGGGUCCGAGCUGGCUCUCUCGCGCGCGUCUCUGUCAGCGCCGCACUCGCCGCAGCCUCGCUCCCGAGCCGGCCUGGGCUGUAAGGCGCCUCCUCAUUGGCCGUUCAGAGACGGGCUCUGA
This is a messenger RNA of Hipposideros armiger (great roundleaf bat), 1077 nucleotides long. Its product is annotated as COP9 signalosome complex subunit 3-like. The record is from RefSeq and is a predicted model, not a curated record. Gene Ontology annotation, cellular component: COP9 signalosome. NCBI's taxonomy places the organism in Eukaryota, Metazoa, Chordata, Mammalia, Chiroptera, Hipposideridae. Gene Ontology annotation, biological process: ubiquitin-dependent protein catabolic process.